AUGGAAAACGGAAAAAAUAUGAAUCGAAAAAAGUAUGAAUACUUAAAUAACAACUACUCCACUAUUUAUAAUGAGGAGGAUAGAGAGGGGGAGUUAUUAAAUAAAAAUUAUGACGCAUCAACGAAUUAUGACUGUGAUCAUAAUUUAAUGGAUGAAGAUAAAAGUAAUAUACAUAAUAACCACAACAUUAAAGAAUAUUCAAACAUAAAUGGUUUUCAGUGCUCUAAAAAUAACAGGAAAUCAAAAAAAAAUAUGGAAAAAUCAAAAUUAAUUAAUAAUAAUAAUAAUUAUAAUAAUAAUAAUAAUAAUAAUUACAAUAAUAAUAUUAAUUACAAUAAUAAUAAUAAUUACAAUAAUAAUAAUAAUUACAAUAAUAAUAUUAAUUACAAUAAUAAUAAUAAUUACAGUAAUAAUAAUUACAAUAAAAAUAAUUACAAUAAUAAUAGUUAUAGUAAUAAUAAUAAUUAUAAUAAUAAUAAUUAUAAUAGUAAUAAUUAUAAUAGUAAUAAUUAUAAAAAUAAUAAUUAUAAAAAUAAUAAUAAUGAUAACGAAAACGCUUUAUAUCAGAUGAAUAAUAAUAUGUAUGACAAAAUAAAAUAUAAUAAUAAUGAUGAAGACGAAUGUUCAGAGACUCAUUACCAUUUUGAAAAUAAUAAAUAUAGCCAUCAUAAAGAUUUAGAAAAUAAUCGUAUUCUCAUUGAACAUGAUGAAAUUAUAUCAAAUAGAAGAAAUAAUUUGAGAACAAAUAUGCAAAUAGUAGUAAAAGCUUUAAUAAUAAUAGGUAUUUUUUUACUGCUUGUAUUUCUUAUUACAAAAUUUAAAAAGUUUAUUACGAUAAUAAAUAGUGUUAUCCAGUGGGUAGGUGAACAAGGAUCAUGGAGUAUUCUUUUAUUUAUUUUGUUGUUUACUUUUACAUCACCUUUAUUUAUGUCUGUUGAAAUUAUGUGUGUAGGUGCAGGAUUAAUAUUUUCUGGAGUAUAUGGUAAAAUUAUGGGUAUACUUGUAGCCGUUUUCUCAGUUUCUGUAGGAUAUGUGUUAGGAAUGUCUUUAUGUUUUUGCAUAUCAAGAUAUUUAAUUCAUGAUUAUAUAUAUAAAAAAUUAAUGGUAUACCCUAUAUAUCUAGCAUUUAAUCAAUCCAUUAAUUCGAAUGGUUUAUCGUUUGUUCUUUUAAUUCGUCUUUCACCUAUUUUACCAGCAACUGUUGUUAGUUAUAUUUUGGGAGUAACCUCCAUCAGAUAUAAAGAUUUUGCGUUAGGCUCUGUUUCAGCCUUGCCAAGCAUAAGUAUAUUUGUAUAUAUUGGAGUAUUACUUCAGGACAUUUCUAACAUAUCAGAUAAUCACUGGAGCAAUCUAAUCAUUCUUUUUGUCGGUUUCAUCCUUGGUGUUAUUGCCAUUGCAUACAUAUCAGUUGUUACCAAGAGAAGAUUAAACAGUUUGAAUAUUAUGAACUCAUCAUUAUCAGAAACAAAUAUGGAUAUUGAGUAA
Molecule: messenger RNA, 1485 nt
Organism: Plasmodium malariae
Lineage: Eukaryota; Apicomplexa; Aconoidasida; Haemosporida; Plasmodiidae
Product: SNARE associated Golgi protein, putative
Exons: 3
Coding region: 1-1485 (494 amino acids)
Cellular component (GO): membrane
Source: RefSeq, a predicted model, not a curated record